CAUGAAAAAAGGUAGGAGCUGUGCCUCUCAGUUGCUGACCGAGGGGAGAGAAGUGGGAGAGGGGAACAGGAAGGAAUGAAGAGGAGAGGAGAGGAGAGGAGAAAGAAGCAGCGACACACUUGCAUCUGUUGUGGCAGCGUCCUGGAACCGGGAAGCAAAUGAGACAGUGUGAGAGAGGUAGAAAGAGUAUGCCAGAGUGAGAGGAGAGAGAGAAAGAGAAGGGGAUGUCAGACAGCCGUGUCCUUGAGAACUGCACCACAACUCUUUGAAGAGAGCCGGGAGAUGGUAAUGAACUUAUCGAAGGGCCCAUUGGUGAACAGCAGCAGUGAAGACAACUCCAAGUCAACUUUUGGUAAAUGUGGCGCAGGCGCCUGGAGGAUGCACCAGAACUACGAUCCAGUGGAGGUCAACCACAUGAGAGACGCCCAUGCCCUCUACAACCCCAGGCUUCUCUGCAGAAUGUCCAGUAAGGAGCGCCACCUUGAGUCCAACUGUCCGUCCUCUUACAUAAAGACUGAGCCCUCUAGUCCUGCCUCCUUGACUGACAGUCUAAACCAUCACUCCCCCGGCGGCUCCAGCGACGCCUCAGGCUCAUAUUCAUCAACGAUGAACGGCCACCCCAACGGAUUAGACUCCCCGAGUCUUUACGGCUCCAACGCAGGGCCGCUGGGUCCUGCCGGCGGCCCCGGAUCGAAGCGGUACGAGGACUGUUCGUCAACGAUCGGGGAAGACUCACAGAUCAAGUGCGAGUACAUGCUGAACUCAAUGCCCAAGAGGCUGUGUCUGGUGUGCGGGGACAUCGCGUCAGGGUACCACUAUGGCGUGGCUUCCUGUGAGGCCUGCAAAGCCUUCUUCAAACGCACCAUUCAAGGCAACAUCGAAUACAGCUGUCCAGCCACCAACGAGUGCGAGAUCACCAAGAGGAGACGCAAGUCGUGUCAGGCCUGCCGCUUCAUGAAGUGUCUUACUGUGGGCAUGCUGAGGGAGGGUAAGGGAAAAGGUGUCCGUCUGGACAGGGUUCGUGGUGGGAGACAGAAGUACAAGCGCCGGAUAGAUGCAGACAACAGUCCAUACCUGAAUCCGCAGCUGGCUCUGCCACCCAAGAAGCCAUUUGCCUUUGGCUGCCUUGCAGAUAACAAAAUCGUCUCUCACCUGCUGGUGGCCGAGCCAGAGAAGAUUUACGCUAUGCCCGACCCGACCGUGCCAGACAGCGACAUCAAGGCCCUGACUACGCUCUGUGACCUCGCGGACAGAGAGCUGGUGGUCAAUAUCGGCUGGGCCAAACAUAUCCCAGGUUUCUCCACGCUGUCUUUGGCAGACCAGAUGAGUCUACUGCAGAGUGCAUGGAUGGAGAUCUUGAUCCUGCGCGUGGUCUACCGCUCCCUGUCCUUUGAAGACAAGCUGGUGUACGCUGAGGACUACAUCAUGGAUGAGGACCAGUCAAAGCUUGCUGGACUUCUGGACCUGAACAACGCCAUACUCCAGCUGGUCAAGAAAUACAAAUCCAUGAAACUAGAGAAGGAGGAAUUUGUCACUCUCAAGGCGAUCGCCUUGGCUAACUCAGACUCCAUGCACAUCGAAGAUGUGGAUGCAGUACAGAAGCUCCAGGACGUGCUCCACGAGGCCCUGCAGGACUACGAGGCCUCCCAGCACCAGGAGGAUCCCCGCCGGACGGGCAAGCUGCUCAUGACCCUCCCCCUGCUCCGCCAGACCUCCACCAAGGCUGUGCAGCACUUCUACAGCAUCAAGCAGGACGGCAAAGUCCCGAUGCAUAAACUCUUCCUGGAGCUGCUGGAAGCCAAGGUGUGAGGACAGGGGAAAUGGACGGAGGACAGCCAGACACCAGUCUGAACCACCCAAGCUUCACCUCAAAUUCUGAACAGCAACGUUGAAUGACCUCUUCCUCUUUGACACGCACACAUUCUGACACCUCACACACACACACACACACAUAGACAUAUGUCCUUGAAGUACGUCUUCUGAUGAGUCCCCCCCUUUGAAUAAACAAGUCAAUUUUACCUUUUGACUCCUAAAACUCCACCGACCUGAGAAACGUGCACCUGUUUGAAUCCGACACUGACAGACUGACAUGAAGUCGGUAUGAUUAAAGGGAAGAUGAUGUUUCCUUCUGACACUAUGAACAAUCACACACACGUUUCCACGGUGACUCGGGACACUGGCGAUCCACACGGUCACUUAUGCAUUUAAUAACAGUUAAGACGCUAAAAUGAGGAUACAUUUGAAAGACACUUAAAAAAAACUCUAUCGUUUGAGUUUGGAGAGACUCUAAAGACUGCACUCAUGUCUCCGCCCCCCCCACAGCAGUUUUUUUUUAGGUGUUCAACAAAAAACACGUGGGGGAGAAAGGAAAAAAAAAAGAACACUAAACAAGUAUUAACGAUGUUUGUUGUCACAUUUCAUGUACAGUGAGAUUUUUUGAUGGAUGGACAGAAAGAGGAGGAGGAGGAGGAGGAGGAGGAGGAUUUUGCCCUGCCAAACAAUGGAGCUCAUCCAUUCAGAGGAUGCCAGCAAACUUUACUGUCACAGCCCUAAACUGUUCCCACUCUGACCCACUAGUGGUUUUCAGUCCUGGCCUUCAAGAGGAGCCUGCUGGUUUUCUGCUGCAACAUGUUUUAUUGUCAAACUGUUGUGGUUAAGAUUUAAACCAGCAGGACUAGGAUUAUAAACCACAGCUGUAAACUCUCUCUCUGGCCCCGCCCUCCAUUGUCACCUCUUGGUUUUCCAUGACUUCAAUUACAACUUAAUUAUUGGUUGGAUUGGUUGUAGUUGACCUGUGACCCCGGCCUCUCGAACCUGUCACUGUUACAACAGUAACAGUGUUUUUUUGUCACACGAUGAGGCUGAAGAUGUUUUCAAAUAUUCAAACCGCUUGAGGAAGACUUGAUCUACGCGUUUAGGAGUCUCAAUUCAUGGGGUUGUCUCCUUAGGGGGACCCAGUUAAUCCCUCAUGGCUUUGGGGGUCACACUGCUGGUCCCUGAAUUGAGACACCGCUAAAGGUCCAGUUUCUCUGUGAUGCGACAUAUUCUGUCAAACACACCUCAAGUUUGGAUGUGUGAAACAUUUCCAGCUGCGCUGUGGCUCAGGUUUUUAGCUGGGUCAACGGCAACAAUGUGAAAGCCAUGUCUUUGGCAUCUCCCUCUCCUUGCUCCCUUUGAAUUCACUGCUUCCAGUUCCUCUCUUUUCUGUGGUUCAUUCAGUGAGUGAUGAGGAAGCUUCUGUUGCUCAUUGCAAUACAAAACCAGAAGGAACGGUGUGUGUGGCGGUCGAAACUGACUUUAAAAAAAGAAAAAGAAAAAAGAAAAACAAUUGUUGCAUUCAAA
Solea senegalensis (Senegalese sole) is the source of this 3342-nucleotide messenger RNA. It is a transcript of the gene esrrga, whose product is annotated as estrogen-related receptor gamma a. Gene Ontology annotation, molecular function: DNA-binding transcription factor activity; steroid binding; nuclear steroid receptor activity. The transcript is spliced from 9 exons. Gene Ontology annotation, cellular component: nucleus. Gene Ontology annotation, biological process: regulation of DNA-templated transcription. Lineage: Eukaryota; Metazoa; Chordata; Actinopteri; Pleuronectiformes; Soleidae. The coding region runs from base 283 to 1809 and encodes 508 amino acids. The record is from RefSeq and is a predicted model, not a curated record.